Messenger RNA from Scylla paramamosain (green mud crab), 1808 nucleotides. Its product is annotated as phenoloxidase-activating factor 2-like. The transcript is spliced from 7 exons. Gene Ontology annotation, molecular function: serine-type endopeptidase activity. Gene Ontology annotation, biological process: proteolysis. Lineage: Eukaryota; Metazoa; Arthropoda; Malacostraca; Decapoda; Portunidae. Bases 236 to 1600 code for a protein of 454 amino acids. The record is from RefSeq and is a predicted model, not a curated record.
UGGAUGGGGGGAUGUAAGCAAGGUGGAAGAACAGGUAGUUGUAUUUUGCAGUCUGCCAGGGAAAGAGGUGUUCAUUUCUCUUCUCCCUUCUUCCUUCGCCAGUUGAGCUCUCCUCAUCCCCCUUCCUUCAGCAGUGAGUAGAGGUCGUUGCUCGGGCGAAGUGAAGUGAGGAAAGCACCAAGCCACGAAGAAAAGGACUUGGUGAAACUGUAGUGAAACGUUAGUGAGGUCAAACAUGUCAGCAGUAAGGAGACAGUGGCUGCUGCUUCUCUUGGUGGUGGUGGUGGAGAUGACAGCCUUACCUCAGCUGGAUUCCCCGGCUACCUCCAUACCACAGAUAUCGCAGGAGAACCAGACGCAGCUAAGUAUUGAUAACAACAUGCUCCUGUGCGUCUUAUCCGCGGCUGUCGGCGAAGCCCAAAGCGGCUGUCCCACCUCUCCUGACUUCGCCGCGCUUCCACCCAUAGACCCAACACCAGCCCCUAUCCCCAUUUCUCUUCCACCUGGCGAAGAAGUGACUGGCGACCACGACUUGCGUACUCCACCCUGCACGUGCGCCCCCCACUGGCAGUGCAGAGACGAAGAAGCGGGCACAGAAGUGACUGGCGACUCCCUCACCUCCAUCGUGCUGGACUUGCGAACCAACUUAGGAUGCGGCGCCCCUGAGUUGGUGUGCUGCCAUGACAUAGACCCAACCGCCCCGCCACCCGUCAAGACUCCUGCCACCCUCUCCUGCGGCCAGAGGAACCUUUUGGGCGUCGGGAACACCUUCUUAGGUUUUGAGGACCAGCAGACGCAGUUCGGUGAGUUUCCUUGGAGUGUCGUCGUCACCUCAGUUUCUCCUCGCAGCGAUCUUAAGCCUCUCUUCUUCUCCGGAGGAUCAUUGGUGCAUCCGCAGGUUGUCCUCUCUGCGGCCCACAAUUUCAGAAACCUCACCGCCGAAAAGAUCUUGGUCCGCCUCGGCGACUGGAAUUUGGAGACCAAGACGGAGCCAAUCCCUUAUCAGGAGAUCGAGGUGGCCGAGCUGUUGAUCCACCCUGGCUACAGCGGCGACCCUUACCACUACUACGACAUCGUGGCGCUGGUGCUGAAGCAGCCAGCUGUCCUCGGCGCUACCGUCAACACCAUCUGCCUGCCUGUCAACGACCAAGAUUACCUGCCCGACAAGUGCAUCGUGUCCGGCUGGGGCAAGAAGAAUUUUAAUUCGAAGAGGUUUGAGAGGGUGAUGAAGGCCGUGGAGAUGCCCCUGGUGCAGCACGACGUCUGCCAGGCGGCGCUGCAGGGGACGCGGCUGGGGCCAGGCUUCAUCCUGCACGACUCCUUCCUGUGUGCUGGGGGACAGAAGGAAGGCCAGGACGCCUGUACGGGCGACGGCGGCUCCCCCUUGGCGUGUCCCCUGCGAAGCAACCCCUCCCGCUACAUUCAGGUGGGCGUGGUGGCGUGGGGCAUCGAGUGUGGGCGCCUGGGACUGCCGGGAGUGUACUCAGACGUGUUUAAGGCGGGGCUGUGGCUAGACAAAAUCCUCAGCGAAAGGUUUGGAACCUCGCGGGGAGACGAGGCGUCGAAGCCGGUGCUUGACAUACGUUCGCCGAUCGCCUGAACAGCCAUCGCAAGGCGGAGACGCGUUGACGUGUGUUAGCCUUCUCCAUCUCGCGCCCAGCUUGCCAAGGGUGUCGUGUGAAGUAUACGAAGUAUACGUAACUCGCCAGUCUUCACAAAGCGGUGUGUUUCAGUUUUCAGCGUCCCUCUGUCUACACAAGGGAGACUGAAGAAAAGGCCUAUGGUAAGUAAUAAACUGCAAUACAAGC